AUGUAUGAUGAAGUUAAGGAAGCAGAGAGAAUAUGCCACUUGCUCAAAGGUGCUGGGGUUCCCCAGUUCCAGCCAAUUGCCCUGAAUGGCCGAAUCCAGGUUCUCAGCAAUGGGUCGUUGUUGAUCAAGCACGUUGUGGAAGAAGACAGCGGCUACUAUCUCUGCAAGGUCAGCAACGAUGUGGGCGCAGACGUCAGCAAGUCCAUGUACCUCACGGUUAAAAUUCCUGCAAUGAUAACAUCCUACCCAAAUACUACCCUGGCCACGCAGGGUCAAAAGAAGGAGGUGAGCUGCACAGCCCAUGGGGAGAAGCCCAUUAUCGUCCGCUGGGAGAAGGAGGACCGGAUCAUUAACCCCGAAAUGGCUCGAUAUCUUGUGUCUACCAAGGAGGUGGGGGAGGAGGUGAUCUCUACUCUGCAGAUUUUGCCAACUGUGAGAGAAGAUUCUGGCUUCUUCUCCUGCCAUGCAAUCAAUUCUUAUGGGGAGGACCGUGGAAUAAUUCAGCUCACAGUGCAAGAGCCUCCAGACCCUCCCGAAAUUGAGAUCAAAGAUGUCAAAGCACGCACAAUCACGCUCAGGUGGACCAUGGGGUUUGAUGGAAACAGCCCCAUCACGGGCUAUGAUAUUGAAUGCAAAAACAAAUCAGACUCCUGGGAUUCUGCUCAGAGAACCAAAGAUGUUUCCCCUCAGCUGAACUCGGCCACCAUCAUUGAUAUCCACCCUUCCUCCACCUACAGCAUCCGCAUGUACGCCAAGAACCGGAUUGGCAAGAGCGAGCCCAGCAACGAGCUCACCAUCACGGCAGACGAGGCAGCUCCUGAUGGUCCACCUCAGGAAGUCCACCUGGAGCCCAUUUCAUCUCAGAGCAUCAGGGUCACCUGGAAGGCUCCCAAGAAACAUUUGCAAAAUGGGAUUAUCCGUGGCUACCAAAUAGGUUACCGAGAGUACAGCACUGGGGGCAACUUCCAAUUCAACAUUAUCAGCAUCGACACCACCGGGGACAGUGAGGUUUACACCCUGGACAACCUAAAUAAGUUCACCCAGUAUGGCCUGGUGGUGCAGGCCUGCAACCGGGCUGGCACGGGACCUUCUUCUCAGGAAAUUAUCACCACCACCCUCGAGGAUGUGCCCAGUUACCCCCCCGAAAAUGUCCAAGCCAUAGCAACAUCACCAGAAAGCAUAUCAAUAUCCUGGUCCACACUUUCCAAGGAAGCCUUGAAUGGAAUUCUCCAGGGGUUCAGAGUCAUUUACUGGGCCAACCUCAUGGAUGGAGAGCUGGGCGAGAUUAAAAACGUCACCACCACACAGCCUUCCCUGGAGCUGGAUGGGCUGGAAAAAUACACGAACUACAGCAUCCAGGUGUUAGCCUUUACCCGGGCAGGAGACGGCGUCAGAAGUGAGCAGAUCUUCACCCGGACCAAAGAGGAUGUUCCAGGUCCUCCCGCGGGCGUCAAAGCAGCCGCCGCCUCGGCCUCCCUGGUCUUCGUGUCCUGGCUUCCCCCCCUCAAGCUGAACGGCGUCAUCCGAAAGUACACUGUGUUCUGCUCCCACCCCUAUCCCACAGUGAUCAGCGAGUUUGAAGCCUCCCCUGACUCAUUUUCCUACAGAAUUCCUAACCUGAGCCGGAAUCGUCAGUACAGUGUGUGGGUGGUGGCCGUGACUUCCGCUGGAAGAGGCAACAGCAGCGAAAUCAUCACAGUAGAGCCUUUAGCCAAAGCUCCUGCAAGAAUACUAACCUUCAGUGGGACAGUGACUACUCCGUGGAUGAAAGACAUUGUCUUGCCUUGUAAAGCUGUCGGGGACCCUUCUCCUGCAGUAAAAUGGAUGAAAGACAGUAACGGGACACCCAGUCUAGUGACGAUUGAUGGGCGAAGGAGCAUCUUCAGCAAUGGAAGCUUCAUUAUCCGCACAGUGAAAGCAGAAGAUUCCGGCUAUUACAGCUGCAUCGCCAACAACAACUGGGGAUCAGAUGAAAUUAUUUUAAAUUUACAAGUGCAAGUGCCACCUGACCAGCCUCGGCUCACAGUCUCCAAAACCACAUCUUCGUCCAUUACCCUCUCUUGGCUCCCUGGGGACAACGGGGGCAGCUCCAUCAGAGGGUACAUCCUGCAGUAUUCCGAGGACAACAGUGAGCAGUGGGGGAGUUUCCCCAUCAGCCCAAGUGAACGUUCUUACCGCUUGGAAAAUCUGAAAUGUGGGACGUGGUAUAAGUUCACUCUUACUGCCCAAAAUGGAGUGGGACCAGGCCGUAUAAGUGAAAUCAUAGAAGCAAAAACAUUAGGAAAAGAGCCCCAGUUCUCCAAGGAGCAAGAGCUCUUUGCCAGCAUCAACACCACGCGUGUAAGGCUCAACCUCAUCGGUUGGAACGAUGGUGGCUGCCCCAUCACCUCCUUCACGCUGGAGUACAGGCCCUUUGGAACCACAGUGUGGACCACAGCUCAGCGUACCUCUCUCUCCAAGUCCUACAUUCUGUACGACCUGCAGGAAGCCACCUGGUACGAGCUGCAGAUGCGGGCGUGCAACAGCGCCGGCUGUGCAGAGAAGCAGACCACCUUCGCCACGCUCACCUACGAUGGCAGUACAAUUCCUCCACUCAUUAAGUCGGUUGUCCAAAGUGAGGAAGGGCUGACGACCAAUGAAGGGCUCAAGAUGCUGGUGACCAUCUCCUGUAUCCUGGUGGGGGUCUUCCUGCUGUUUGUUCUCCUGCUGGUCGUGCGGAGGAGGCGGCGGGAGCAGAGGCUGAAGAGGCUGAGAGAUGCAAAGAGUUUAGCCGAAAUGCUCAUGAGUAAGAACACCCGGACUUCAGACACCCUGAGCAAGCAGCAGCAGACUCUGAGAAUGCACAUUGACAUACCCAGGGCUCAGCUUUUGAUUGAAGAGAGAGACACGAUGGAGACCAUUGAUGAUCGCUCCACAGUCCUGUUGACAGAUGCUGAUUUUGGAGAGGCAGCUAAACAAAAGUCCCUGACGGUGACUCACACGGUCCAUUACCAAUCGGUGUCUCAGGCCACCGGGCCUUUAGUGGAUGUUUCGGACGCUCGGCCGGGAACGAAGAGCAUUUGCCAAGCACCUGUAUGUAGCACUGAACUGGGAAAUGAAAGGACACAGCUUCCGUCCUUCCUACCUCUACUGUUCAGCUCCUUUCUGCAUCACAAGCCUUCUCCAGCAUCUAGUUUUAUGAUUUCUAAUCCUACCACCAGGAAGAACGCAAAGGCUGGGCCCACCGCAAGAAACCGCUAUGCCAGCCAGUGGACCCUCAACAGACCCCACCCCACCAUUUCAGCACACACCCUCACCACAGACUGGAGGCUGCCAACACCCAGGGCUGCAGGAUCAGUAGACAAGGAGAGUGACAGUUACAGCGUCAGCCCCUCACAAGACACAGAUCGAGCAAGAAGCAGCAUGGUCUCCACAGAAAGUGCCUCCUCCACUUACGAAGAACUGGCCAGGGCCUACGAGCACGCCAAGAUGGAAGAGCAGCUGAGGCACGCUAAGUUCACCAUCACAGAGUGCUUCAUAUCAGACACGUCGUCCGAGCAGCUGACUGCAGGGACCAACGAGUACACGGACAGCCUGACCUCCAGCACCCCUUCAGAAUCGGGGAUCUGCAGAUUCACUGCAUCUCCCCCCAAACCUCAGGAUGGAGGACGAGUGACGAACAUGGCGGUUCCAAAGGCACAUCGGCCAGGUGACCUCAUACAUUUGCCUCCAUACCUUAGAAUGGACUUUUUGUUAAACCGAGGUGGUCCGGGCACCAGCAGGGACCUGAAUUUAGGACAAGCAUGCUUGGAACCUCAGAAAAGUCGGACCCUGAAACGCCCCACGGUCCUCGAACCCAUCCCGAUGGAGGCCUCCUCCUCCACCUCAUCCACGAGGGAAGGACAGUCGUGGCAGCCAGGGGCCGUGGCCACAUUACCUCAACGAGAAGGGGCAGAGCUGGGACAGGCAGCUAAAAUGAGCAGCUCCCAAGAAUCCCUGCUUGACUCUCGGGGCCAUUUGAAAGGAAACAACCCCUAUGCCAAAUCCUACACCCUGGUAUAACAAACAGUGUGACUGGACAGUCGUUGUAAAUACAAUUUAAACAAUUCAAUCAAAGCUACCUUUUUUUUACAGAAUUCCAAUAUUUAUAAUUAAAGAAAAUUGCCAAAAUAUAUUAAAAAAAAAAAAAAAGAAAAGAGAAACUACUGAAACCACAGACAGUGCAAAGACUCUCCUGCUUUUUUUCUGUCUGAGUGUGAGCUCCAUCCGCCUGGGCAUCUGAUUUUUUGGGAAAGAAGUCCAGUUUUAUGAUCUUCACAGGCUAUUGCAUUUUUACUGAUUUUCUACAAAGUGCAUGGGGGACUAAUUAAAUCUUCUGACUAGAAGUUCUAUCACACAAGAGUCAAGAAAGAAAACGGGGAAAAAUUAGCCUAUUUGUGAAUUUAAAAGGAACACUGAAUUGGGGGCAGGGGAAGACUUUAGUCAUGUCUGCACACCUUUCGUUCCCAUUAGAAGUUGGGUCCACAAUUUGAUCUUCUUUUGUUGUUAAUUAGGAUGAGUGCCGUCAGUGAGGGGGUGGGGGGAUCAAUUCGGUUUUCUUUUUUGUUUAUUUUUUAAUUUAAUGAGACACUCUUUGCAUUUUGUCUAAGCGAAAUAAAAAAGAAAAGGUCGUCUGCCUUUAUUUCAA
Molecule: messenger RNA, 4666 nt
Organism: Galeopterus variegatus (Sunda flying lemur)
Lineage: Eukaryota; Metazoa; Chordata; Mammalia; Dermoptera; Cynocephalidae
Gene: DSCAM
Product: Down syndrome cell adhesion molecule
Exons: 25
Coding region: 1-4041 (1346 amino acids)
Biological process (GO): cell-cell adhesion
Molecular function (GO): protein binding
Source: RefSeq, a predicted model, not a curated record